CGGCGGUACACAGAGCUAGCUGAUCGAACGAGCGGGAGCCUACGCUUGCUGCGCUUGAGAACAAACAGAGAUUUGAAGUCGAAGGUGAGAUCAAAAAUGUUAUAGAUCGUAGAAGACCCUUUAACAAAUUGAAGAAACUGGUAGAUCUACAUAAUCAUCUCACCAAAGUAGACUGUUUUCCAUGCUUGCAAGCCACAGAAACAAAGUAUGAUUUUCAUCAAGCGACUUGCACUGUUGGAUGUGGGAUCCAAAGUCCUGUCUGUCCUUCUUUUGAUUUUGCAAGCAGCCUUUCUUGACGAUUUCUUCAUUAGAUUUGAUGAGGAAAAUCCUGCAAGAUGGGUGUGGAUAGGUGCAGAUGUUGUGAUUGUUGCAAUCUGGAUAGCUGGUCUGGUCCUAUCCAGUAGAAAUGUUAAUUCAAAGGAGCCAGUCGAGUCCCCAGAGCAAAAAUUAAGCGGUGUGAAAAAAUGGUUAACCAUCUUUGCCGGUGAGGUGAAGUAUGCCUAUUUUUCAUGGGUAUUUUACAGCAUCAUCCUUGUGGCUAAAGUUUGGUACAUGUUUGGUGAAUUUGCAGAGGAUUUCACUAGCACUGGCUAUUAUAACAUGACAAACCUUGUCAAACUCAGAGGGGCUGUUAAACUUCAUGAAAGCGACAUCUAUUCAUCCACUUCAAUCAAGGUGAUCCUCUCCCUGACUGGACCAGUGUUCCUCCUUCUAGCAUAUGCACACCAUGAUGAAGUUCACAAUUCUAAGUACAAGCUACUGAUGGAGAAGCUUGGCACCAUUGCUAGCAUUGAUGUUCUUGACAGUCUCAUGCUUCUUGGGCUACUCUUUGUUGGGGAUACCCAUAUCCUGUUGUCAUACAACAUGGACCAUGCCAUCAAAUUCUUCACCUGCUGCUGUUUUGUGCUUCCCGCGCUUCCCCUCUUUAUCCUACGCAUCGUUGGCGAGCGGAAAGCAGAAGAAAACAACUUCAAAAUUAUCCUUGUUGUCAACUCGGCUCUCUAUCUUUUCCUCGUUAAUUUUCCUUUUUUGUGUAUUCGUUGCUACCUGUGGUUCAAGCAUGAUAUUGAUAUAUCAACGUUCAUUACCAAGAAUGUGAUGAGUCUGUUCAGAGGUGUUUUAGAUGUAUACAAUGAGAUCAGACAGUGGCAGAAAGCCAAGCAAGGUGGUGGAGUCGUAACUGAAGGAACUGAAACUGAAGAGCCUGGUAUUGAAUUAUCAGACAAACCAACCCAUGUCUAGAUGCAAGUCACUAGAAGUAGAAAACUGAGCAUCAUGUAGAUUUUGUUAGAACUACAUGUUAUUAUUUCAACAAAAUUUUCACGGUAACCACCUGGACAUUUUGUUUUGAUUUGAAUUCAUUUUUGUUUUCAUAGGACAUGGUAAUCAUACAUGUAACUGAUCGAUUACAAUGACAUUGGGUGGAUGUCGAUCAUGGCGUUAUUUUGGGGAGUUUAAAGAUACUACAUGUAUGUCGCUUUUGCAGCCAACAUCAAAUUCUGUAGAACUUUGCAGGAAUUAUGAAUAUGUCAUAUACUGUAUGUCCUAUCUGUGAAAUU
This is a messenger RNA of Strongylocentrotus purpuratus (purple sea urchin), 1559 nucleotides long. RefSeq lists its product as uncharacterized. The transcript is spliced from 2 exons. Bases 208 to 1242 code for a protein of 344 amino acids. Lineage: Eukaryota; Metazoa; Echinodermata; Echinoidea; Camarodonta; Strongylocentrotidae. The record is from RefSeq and is a predicted model, not a curated record.